CGAUACUACGAAUAAUGAUAAUAAUUCAACUGUAAUAGGAUAUAACGAAUCGAAUAAAAAUAUAAUAAGUUUACAAAAAGAUUCUAAUAUCACUAUGGAAAAUGGAACCUACGUAAUAGAAGAAAAAACUAUAAAAGUCGAUUCGACAAAUGGAACUUUAUUGGUAGACUUCAAAGUCUCGAAGAUCAAAGACCACGACUGGUUUUCUAUGAAUGGUAUUGGAAAAGGAGACGAAAUCGUUCAGAUAAAGGAAUACGAGAUAGAUCAUGACAAUAAAGUACACCUGAUACAUCCUAAGAUAAAACUCAAAACUGGUGUUUAUUUUUUAACUAUAGAUUUCGAUGCCAAUCCCACCAUGGAUGUAUUUUAUAACGUUGAAUCUAAUAUGAACGAUGAUAAAACGAGGAUGAUGGGAACGUUAUUAAAAACAGCAGGUAGCUGUUCUCAUCUCUUUCCACUUUUCAACGACGAGUUAUACCUCAAAGCUAUAUUCUCUUUAACCGUUCAACGUCCCAAGGAAAUGAAAGUUUUAUCAAAUAUGCCUUUGAGAAGUACGAAAGAUGAUGCUGCGUAAGUAUAAUUAAUUCAUAAACGAGAGAUUUCUUUUUGAAAAAUAAUUAUUAUUAUUACAAAGAACA
This is a messenger RNA of Polistes canadensis, 638 nucleotides long. RefSeq lists its product as uncharacterized. Gene Ontology annotation, biological process: peptide catabolic process; proteolysis. The transcript has 2 exons. NCBI's taxonomy places the organism in Eukaryota, Metazoa, Arthropoda, Insecta, Hymenoptera, Vespidae. The coding region runs from base 95 to 574 and encodes 159 amino acids. Gene Ontology annotation, molecular function: peptide binding; metalloaminopeptidase activity; zinc ion binding. The record is from RefSeq and is a predicted model, not a curated record. Gene Ontology annotation, cellular component: cytoplasm.